AUGGAAAAUCAAAAAAAUAAAGAAAAUUGUUCAAUAUUUAAUCUUUUUGAGAUCUCUUUUGAUGCUGGUUCAGAACCAUUAUUUCAUGGUGGUGAACGUAUUACAGGAACAGUAAAAGUUAAUUUAAAUGAACAAGUUACGAUAAAAGCUAUAAAACUUCAAUUUAAAGGAAGAGCAGCUUGGAGAGAUGAUGCUUCAUCAAAAAGUGGUGAAGUUGAAAAAGUAUUUUUUGAUAAAGAUUUUGUACUUCUUGAAAGACCACCAGGUCAUCCUGAACCAGGACAUUUUUUAUGGAAACCAAAUUAUACAUAUAGUCUUCCUUUUGAAUGCCCAUUACCAAAAGGAUGCCCAACAUCUUAUGAAUCUCCUAAUGCUUUUAUUAGAUAUUUUGCUAGAAUUACUUUCCAAACUGAUGAUGUGCUUUCAGUUCAGUAUACUGCCAAGAAAGGUUUUACUGUUAUAUGCCCACCAGAUAAUAAUAAAGAAUUAGUUGUUCCAUCAAAAAUAAAUACUGUUGGAGCAAAUGAGACAUGUCUUUAUGGUGGUUGUUGUUGUCGUGGAAAAUUACAAGCAGAGGUUACCCUACCUAAAAAUGUAUAUUUUCCAGGUGAAAAAGUUUUAGGAACAUUUAAAGUUCAAAAUAAAAGUUCAAAAAAUUUUGUAGAAAAAGUUGAUGUGAGACUUGUUGAUAAAGCAACACUUGUUGAUGGUGAUGUUGAUGGUACAAAAACAGUCAUGUAUAGAACAUUAGUUCUUAGAAAACUUGAGAAGAACGAUGCAAUUAAAAAGAAAAAAAAUAUUGCAAAAGAUGAUGUUGAAUAUAUGACAAUACCACCAGUUAUACCAACAACAUUUUGGGAUGGAGAGGAUGAUAAUAUUGGAAAUGAUAAAAAUUAUAGUUUAUCAUAUAAUAAAACAAAUAUGAUGGAUUCUUCACCUUCAAUUGCAACAUUGAAAUUUAGAAAAACUCCUUUCAUUAAAAUUGAGUAUUGUAUUCAAGUAACGUUUGGAGAUCAAAUCCUUCUUGAAUUACCAAUAAUUAUACUUCCUUUACCAACAGAAGGUAUAAAUAUUGAGUAUAAAGAAUUUCCAUUAGGUCCACAAGAAUUCUCUGAUAGUGAUGAGAAUGACAAAACCUUAAUUGGUGGACCAUUUAAAUAUGCUCCUAUUUAUCCAGUCUUGAUAAAUGCUGAUGAAGUUAUUAAACAAGAAGUUGAAUCAAUUCAAGCACCAGAUACUCCAACACAUCUUAUAUUAGAAGUUCCAGAAAAUAUUAUUAAAAGAGAACCUUUAGAAGAAAUACCUGAAGAAGUUACUAGUAAAAGUGAAUUUAGUAAAGAAAGUGAUGAACCUGAAACUGGAAGAGAAACAAUAAUAACAAAAAUAAUUGAAAAAAAAGAAAAUGGUGAUGUUGUAAAAGAAAUAAUAAAAACCACAACAGAAAUAACUGAAUUAGAUCAGAAUGGUGAUAUUGUUGUAAAAACAGAAACACUUAUUAAAGUGAAUAAUGACUCACCUAUUGAGGAUAAAAAAGAAUUACAUUAUUUAAUAGAACAUCAAUCAUCACCAACAAUUGAAAUUUCUAAUGAUAAUAAUGAAAAUAUUUCUAAUGAGAAAAGUAAUGUAAAACCAUUAAUUGAGGAACCAGAUGAUGAUGUUAAAAUUGGUUCAGAUAAUGAUUCAUCAAUAUUAAAUGUUGUUAUAGAUAAAAAUGAAAAAUUAUCAAAAGAAGACAAUGAAAAUGAUGAUGAAGGAAAUAUUGAUCCUAAUGUACAUGUUGAAAAAAUAAUUGAAACAAAAGAAGAGAUAGAUGAUGAUGGUAAUACUGUUAUAACAACAAUUGAAAAAGUGAUAACAACAACAUCAACAGAUGGUCAAGUUUCAGCAGAAGAAGCUAAAGGAAUUUUUAAUGAAAUGAUAAAAGAAGAUGAAGAUGAAACAUUAAAUGGGAAUGAAAAUAAGACAGUAGAGACAUAUGAAGAGAUAGAUGAAGAUGGUAAUAGGACAAUUGUUAUUCAUGAAAAAAUUUCAUCUACAACACACAUGGUAUCAACAGCAACAAAAGCCAAUGAAAAUGGUAAAAUUGAUGUAUCAACAGCAGUUGAACAAGAAAGUUAA
Molecule: messenger RNA, 2118 nt
Organism: Strongyloides ratti
Lineage: Eukaryota; Metazoa; Nematoda; Chromadorea; Rhabditida; Strongyloididae
Product: Arrestin-like, N-terminal domain and Arrestin C-terminal-like domain and Arrestin, C-terminal domain and Immunoglobulin E-set domain-containing protein
Exons: 1
Coding region: 1-2118 (705 amino acids)
Biological process (GO): protein transport
Cellular component (GO): cytoplasm
Source: RefSeq, a predicted model, not a curated record